UUAACAAUUCACCCGCGCCUCUCCAAAUUUCGUUAUCGCUCUGCAAAUUUCUAGGGUUUCGCUACUGUUCCGAUCUCCGACGAGCAUUGUGUAGUACGAUCUGACCUUCGAUUUUUUGGUUUGAUUCCUGAUCCGAACAGCGCAACAAUUCUCUCUGCACCUCUUUUCUUCGCUCCGUCGAAGGCCACGAUUCCUCUCUCUCGCUCGCUCGGUUGAAGAAGGAAAGCACUCUCUCCGAAAUAUGAAGAAAAGCCUCUUGUUCUGAAUGUAGUGAGGCGAGCAGAGCAGCAGCUUCUUAAUGACAGGGCCCACGUGAUGGAAUGCCUUCCUAUUGUUGUACUUGCAGAAUCCAAGAAAUUGAGUGCUAAGCUUAUUCUUGGUGCUGACAGAUGGACUUGUCAUCCUCGGUCUUCGGGAAUGAGUGCGAAGAUGAAUCCUUGCUUACACAAAUUCCAAUUGAUGAUGCUCCACCCCUUCAAGUUGACCCUCAAAAUGAUGGAAAUGAAAUUGUAUGUGAUGUAGAGUUGAACGAUAAGAAGGACAAGUGUGAAUACAUGCUCAUAGAUGGAGAUGAAAAUGUUGAGGAACCUAAGAGAGGUAUGACAUUUAGCUCCAUAGAAGAACUUUCCUUAUAUUAUAGGCGAUAUGCCAAGCAAGAGGGUUUUGCGGUGGUACGGAAAAAAGCGAGCAAGGAUGCAAGUGGGUGUAUAAAUCGCAUCACUCUUGCAUGUUCUCGUGAAGGCAACACAAAAACCAAGUCAAGUAAUACUUUUUGUAGGUCAAAUCCAACAAUCAAAACGGGGUGUAAGGCCAAGUUGAAUUCAAAGUUGGUUGAAACAAAGUGGUAUGUGACUAGUGUAUCUAUUGACCACAAUCAUGAUUUAAGCCCUGGCCAAGCUAGAUAUUUUAAAUGCAAUAAGAUUUCGGAGCCCAUCUUGAAAAGAAAGCUUGUGGAAAAUGAUUUUAUUAACAAGGCAAGACAUCUUCGGCUUGGCGAAGGAGGUGCUAAAGCACUUGGUGACUAUUUAAGUAGAAUGCAGGAAAUUAAUGAUGGUUUCUACUAUGUGAUGGAUUUUGAUGAUGAAUCUAGGUUGAAAAAUGUGUUUUGGGCUGAUGCACGAAGUAUGGCAUCAUAUGAAUAUUUUGGGGAUGUCGUUACGUUUGAUACAACGUACUUGACUAAUAGAUACAAAAUGCCAUUUGCUCUUUUUUUGGGAGUGAAUCAUCAUGGUCAGUCAAUGCUUUUUGGGGCAGGAUUACUAUCAAGUGAAGAUACAGAAACUUUUGUAUGGUUGUUUGAAACAUUUUUGAUGUGCAUGAACGGUCGAGCGCCAAGUGCAAUUAUAACAUAUCAAGAUAAGGCUAUGAAAAAUGCAAUUGCGAAAGUUUUUCCAAAAGCCCGGCAUAGAUUUUGUUUAUGGCACAUUUUGAAAAAACUUCCAGAGAAGUUUGGAGCACAUUCUCAAUGCGAUGCCAUUAAUAGUGCCUUACGAAGUUGUGUAUAUGAUUCUCAGACAUGUGAUGAGUUCGAGACAAGUUGGCAAAGUUUACUUGAGAGUUAUAAUCUCAAGGAUAACGCAUGGUUGAGUGAGUUAUAUCGUGAACGGACUUUUUGGUUACCAGCAUAUGUGAAAGAUGUAUUUUGGGCCGAAAUGACUGCUACGCAACAAAGUGAUGGUAUGAAAGCAUUUUUUGAUGGUUAUGUGUACCCGUCAACAACAUGGAAGGAAUUUGUUGACCAAUAUGAUAAUGCUUUGAGGAAGAAGGUUGAGAAUGAGAAUGCUGCUGAUUUCAGUUCUUUUAAUUCUACGAUUCCAUGUAUAAGCUUGUUUCCUUUUGAAAAGAAAUUUCAACAAGUUUAUACCAAUGAAAAGUUCAAAGAAGUCCAGGAGGAGAUUAGGAUGAAAUUGUAUUGUACUGUCUCUCUUUUGACUAGUGCAAGUGCAAUUUAUACUUAUCAAGUGACUGAACAGGUAGGAGUUAACGAUGCCUACAUGAAACAAGUAAGAUUUUGUGUCUACUUCAAUGAAAAUGAAUGUGAAGUGAAAUGCACUUGUGGCUGCUUUGAAUCAACAGGAAUCUUGUGCAGACAUGCCAUUUCUGUACUGAGUGUAUAUAAUGUCACACAGCUGCCACAAAAAUAUAUUCUUGACCGUUGGAGGAAAGACUUGAAUCGAAGAUAUACUUUUGUUAAAAGUAGUUAUGGUUCUUUGAGUGACAACCAUAUUGCACAAAGAUACGACGACUUGUGCAAAAGUAUGCAUAAAUUAGCAGCGAUCGCAGCAACAAACGUGGAGCAUUACACGAAAGUGAAAAGUCAUAUAUAUAUGUUAUUGGAGAAAUUAAAGGGUUUAAGCUUUGAACCUAGUCUACCUUCUCAUGCACUUCCAGGCACAUCUUCUACAUGUAAUGAAUCCAUUGAUGGUGUGGCAGUGGAAAGUAGUAAGGUGCGUAGUCCUCUUGUGGUUCAAGAUAAUGAGAAGCCAUCGUCAAAGAGGAAAGUGUCUCCGGCAAAAAAAGCAGUGGUGACGAAGUCACAAGGAAGAAAGAAUCAACCGAGUGACACAAAUCCCAAACAAAAGAGAAGACAAAAUCAGACUUCCCAAGGAGCGCAAGAAGACACAAUGAACACAAAUGAAGCUCUAUAGCCUCUAUUGCCUUCGGACUUGGGAAGAAAAUGAGUGCAGUGAGAAUUUGAUCUUUUGUUUUUUUUUUCCUUAGUUUCGUAACUGCUGUGUUAGGUGUUGAGAACCUUGAACUUUUAUGGGCUUGAAGUUGUAGACUUGUUUAUGGUGGUGUUUAGUAUUUUCGAGGAAAAA
Corylus avellana is the source of this 2819-nucleotide messenger RNA. RefSeq names its product protein FAR1-RELATED SEQUENCE 6. Gene Ontology annotation, biological process: regulation of DNA-templated transcription. The record is from RefSeq and is a predicted model, not a curated record. Gene Ontology annotation, molecular function: zinc ion binding. NCBI's taxonomy places the organism in Eukaryota, Viridiplantae, Streptophyta, Magnoliopsida, Fagales, Betulaceae.